Messenger RNA from Aplysia californica (California sea hare), 3662 nucleotides. RefSeq lists its product as uncharacterized. Gene Ontology annotation, biological process: spliceosomal snRNP assembly. The transcript is spliced from 7 exons. Gene Ontology annotation, molecular function: U2 snRNA binding; U1 snRNA binding. The record is from RefSeq and is a predicted model, not a curated record. The coding region runs from base 5 to 2767 and encodes 920 amino acids. Gene Ontology annotation, cellular component: Cajal body. NCBI's taxonomy places the organism in Eukaryota, Metazoa, Mollusca, Gastropoda, Aplysiida, Aplysiidae.
CAUCAUGGCGGCCCGCAUGAGUAUGUCGCCGCACGGACGUUUUCCCAAAAGUGCACGAAUCAGGGUUUACUCCACUAUGCCCCCAGAUGCGUCUCUGUAUUACUUUGACUCAUUCUGGCAUUUAUUGUAUUAUUCGGAGUGCCCGAAAGUUACCCAUGUGGAAACUAAGCUUCUCAAAGCAAUCAAACUAUUAGAACAUUCCUCGAAACCGUACGCAUCUUUAACCAAUACUGGAGGUGAACAGAGCCAGUUUGAUGAGUUUGGAGCAGUCACGAUGCUUCAACCUCCUGAAUAUUCCCCUACUCACCUGUCCAGUUUGACAACUACCUCAACCCCAGGGAUAACUUCAGUUGUCUCAGUUUCACAGCAGCUCAAUGUUAGCGAAAAUCAAGCUCUAUCUUCAAAUUCAAAGAGUGUUUCACCACCGAAGAGAAUGCGAGUGGUUCCAAAAAAUGAUUUUUUAGUUUCAACUCCAAGACCAAGUAGAUCUAGAUUUAUAUCUAGGCCCAGAGCUCAUGAUUUAUGUUCAAGUUCAAGCAAUGCUCAAGAAGUUACCGUAGUCUUGAGAGGGGAAGAAAGUGUGUCAUGCCCAGAAUUCAACAACUCGGGGGCAGAUUAUUAUUUUCUGGACUUGGACAUUGUAGAAAUAGGAAAUCAGGAAUACUACAAAACGUGCAGCUUAUGGCUUUCAGGUUGCCUUAUUCCAUCUUUUGAAAGUUCCCGUAUUUUGAAAGAUGGAGAUACAGUUUAUGUCCAAAUAGUGUACACUCCCAAGGACUCUAGUUUAGAGCAGCAAGUUUCAGUUAGUAAACCCAUUGUCACUAUUGCUGGAAAUGGAGGAGACUAUGCGCGGUCAAGAACUAUCUCGGAAGAGACAGGCAAACGUAAGUCACCUCAAAAGCGGCGUCCUUCCAACUAUGAGCCAAGUCUUAAUCACAACCAAAGUCUUACUGCUCCUUCUGACAACAAAAAGACACAUAGGAGAUCAGAAUGUAAAGGCUAUAAAUGUUUUGCUCCUCGGAAAGAAUCAGAAAUAAAUCUAGAGGCUGGAGUUUCUGGUGACUAUAGUGCCAGUGGUGCUGUGGGUGGCUACAAUGAAACACUGACUCCUGAUCAAGGCAGCUCUGCAGGAUGUUGCAAUGGAAACGGUGAGGGAGCUGUACGAAAAAAGUCCCGUCAAAAGGAAAAUUUACGAGCAGAGAGUGAGGAUUCACGCUCUGUUAAAAAGCUGACCGGGAAUAAGACAGACUUUGAUACUCCUGGGGAGCAUUCUAAUUUUGAUAAAUCCCAGGCAGCACAAGAUACUGAAAGUCAUCUUUUUGCAAGUGAAUGUCAGCCUCAACGUGCAAACUUGAUGUCUCCUGAGAUCCAAUCUCUUCUGCGCAAAAAAAUUGCUCAACUCUCGAAAGAAAAGGAAAGAUCUAAAAAGCUAAACCCUGGCAAAGGAACAGUGGCUUCUUGUGCAAAUUUAGCUAGUUCCUUUGCAGAAACAAAAAAAAGACUGGCUUCUCAGCCGCCUUCAACUACGAUUACAAAUGAAGAAAUUGCUGAUGAUGUUGUACAUCCGAAAAGGAGGCGAAAGCGUAAGAAAAAAGGUAAAAGUGAAGCAACAGAAACUGUGGAACCUGCUGGACAGCCCCAGGCUCCUCCAAACUAUUGCCUUAAUUUACCCAUAGAUCAACAGCCUCAAAAUACUCGAUUAGUAUUUGAGGUUUCUUCCGAAGAAGAGGUUGAAAAUGUAUCAAAUGAAAAUGCAUCUCUCAUUGACUUGUCAGAUUAUGCACCCACCAUCCAGUACUUUAAUAAUUUGGAGUCUCAUGGAAAAGAAAAUUGUAAAAACAGUGUACCAGCUAGUGAGAAAGAUAAUGAAAGCUUCCUGGAUGUUGCCCAACCCAAUGACAAAGGGGCUACAUCAGAGUUAAAUGCUGGUACCAAAAAUAUUGAAUCUGUUUCAACUUUUAUGGCUGCUGCUGCUGCUUGUAUCACAUCUUCUCCUGACAGCUCCGCAGUAACGCCCCUGUCAAAGUCAAAGAAAUCUAUCUCAGGGGAAUCUCUGAGCAGUGUGCAUAGAAGAGCUAAUACAAUUGCCCAGCGAUUCAGUGCCUCUCUUGCGGAGAAAUCUCAGAAAUUCACCGUUGGGGCAGCAAUUGAUCCUGCUGGAAAGUUUGAAGAGUUGUUGGGCCGUAGGCGUGUUCGAAGUCGUCAAGGACUCUCGGGCUCUGGGGAUGCUUCUGAAAGAAGCUGUGAUGAAGACAAGCUAAAAAAGUUACCUGUGGAAGAAAUGGAGAAAGAGACUUAUGAUGCUGCCUCAGUGCUGUUGUCUACUGACUUGCCGAAAAGUGAGAAGGUUUCACAGCAAGUGGAGAAUGAUUCAAAGAACCACCAUGAUACCAGAAAACUUCUUGACAGAAGUGGACACUUGUCUGGUGACAGAAGAAUUGAAGUGACGCCAGUGGGUAUUGAGUGUGAGAAGAUUCCAGUGCUGGAAGGUCCACCGCAGUUAGGGGAUAUCGUUGCUUUUAAGGUCAUGGAACUUGGUGAAGAUUACACACCUAGUCUGUCCAGCUUCAAGAUUGGCAGAGUAAUCCUGUAUGAUUGUCUGAAUGACAACAUUGAAAUUGAAAUUGACCGACAAGAAGCUCCUAAAAAGCGGACUGGACGUUUUGAGAUGACAUUCAGUGAUGAAGAAAAUGAGGUUGAAGAGCCACUGAUCUCAGCUGUGUACAGCCAGCUAUACGAAGUUCGGUUGGUGCGGCGAGGCUGUUGACAACUGUUUUCCUUGUUUUGCCGUCGAAAAUUCUUCGGAGAAAUUUUCUGCAAAGGAUGUUUUAAAACGGGGACCAUUUUAUUAUUACUUUAACUAAAAUAUUCAUCUUGAGAAAUCAUUUGCAAGGAAUCUUUUAAAACCUUUAUUUAGUUUAUUAUUACUUUGACUAAAAUAUUCAGUUUCAACACUUUACUGACAUUCACAAGUAAAAUUUGCUCUUCUUAGAUUUACUUAACGGGUGGAUUGUGGCUUUGUCUGCUGGAAAACAGGGCCUUAGUUCAAUAGAUGGGCCUUGAUCAGUUUUAUCACCCAACCAGUAUCAAUAAGAUUUACAAAACAGCAUCUAGAUCAAGACGUCUUGUCAUGAUAAUAUAAAAUGUACAUUUGGUUGCCAAAUGACAUUCAUAAUGUUCGUCAGAGGCAAUACUGUCAAUAAUAGGAUGCUUCCAUUUGUUUGCAAUAUCCUUUUUAGUCCAACAUUGUGCUUUUCUUUGACUGUUUUGGCACUUUUCUCGGGACUGACAUUUGUGGUGUAGCAGUUGGGCUCUUUGCUGUGGCAUGGAGGAGAUUCCUGAGGGGGGUGGGGGGUUGGGUGGUUUAUCAGGUGUCUUGGUCUUUCUGUAGAGAUGUUACCUCCAUCUCAGCCCAGGUUGGUUCUUACAGGCAGGGUUGGAAGCCUACCUCCUAAAUUAUCUAAAUUGUGUAAAAAUACCGACAUUAAUUCGGCUACGGUGUCUUCUCCACAAUGUGACCCUGUUUUAAAACCACCUUGAACAUGUUAAUACCUUGAUUAGAAUGUUUUAAUUGGUUGAAUUCAAGUCAAAUAGGCUACAAUGGAAUUCUUUGCUUUCUUGUCUGCAGAAGACAUGUUUUUGGUGUUUUUGUGAGAGACAUU